This is a messenger RNA of Amphiprion ocellaris (clown anemonefish), 1493 nucleotides long. RefSeq names its product cytosolic 5'-nucleotidase 1B. The transcript has 7 exons. Bases 369 to 1154 code for a protein of 261 amino acids. The record is from RefSeq and is a predicted model, not a curated record. Lineage: Eukaryota; Metazoa; Chordata; Actinopteri; Pomacentridae. Gene Ontology annotation, molecular function: nucleotide binding; magnesium ion binding; 5'-nucleotidase activity. Gene Ontology annotation, cellular component: cytoplasm; cytosol. Gene Ontology annotation, biological process: nucleotide metabolic process; adenosine metabolic process.
GUUUCUCACCGCGAAACCAAAGAUGAAGAAGGAAACUUUCCCCUCCUGUCUUUGUGAGCGGUCCAAGCCCUUUGGAAACCGGGUGAAACCCGCUCCGGAGCUGCUCCAAGCUGGAUCAGACUCCUCUGAGACACGUUCCAGUAAUCAGUGCUGUGGGCGGGGGACCAGCGGCAGCCUGACCAGGAAGUGACGCCAUCACGCUGCGCUCUUAAAGCGAACGUCGGGGUUCAGGGCGGAACCAAAACAGAUAGCCCUGUUUCUGGAGGAACUUUAUAAAGUAGUUUCAGUGUUUUUGGUAGGUAGGUACUGUUAAGUGUGGGUGGAGGGUCCGUAAAGUCACCCGUUAGAACCUAAGCUGUGCAGCGGAAAUGGUCUCCACCGUCCAGAACACUGAUGUAAAGCAGAAAGAUUCGGACCAUGCAGUGGUUGUGGCAGUAGCGUCUCGUGCAGUGUUUGAACCAGGAGCAGGAGGUGGUGAUGGUGUGUACGCAGAAGGAGUGGCUUUUCCACUGCUGCAGGCGCUGCAGAAAGUGAAUGAACGUCUGCUGGAGGAAAAUUCUGCUGAGUCGCUGCUGUUUGACAUUGUCCUGAUCACCACUGACAGCCAGCAGCAGCAGCAGAGCUCCCAGCUUAUCAGCAGCACCAAACACUAUGGUCUUGAAGUCAGUAGGUUCUGUUUUUCCACUGAGGAGGAUUUCAGUGAGAGUCUGUUGAAAAAUAACGUGCAGCUCUUUCUGUCGACAGACAGAAAUGAGGUGUCGCAGACGUCACAAAAAGGUGUUCUGUCAGCGCUACUGGAUGAGUACACAGCUUCAUGUCCAUCUGAACAGCUGAGAGUUUUGCUCUGUGGGGACGCCGUCAUCAGACCUGAUACCAACCCAACACCAGCGAGCAGACAGGCUGCUCAGAGCUUCUCAGCUCGGUUGGGAAAGAUGCGGCAGAGGUUCGGUAUGUCCGACAGCCCUCUCAGCAUCACCCUAAUGACGUCUUGUGGUGGCCGGGACAGCUGUGGUGGUGCUCUGCAGACAUUGCGGUCUCUUGGUAUAAGUGCAGAUGAAGCAUACUGCCUGGCCGGGGCACCUCAGGGCCCCAUCCUGUCUGUGCUCAGACCUCACUUUCUUCUCAGCGACGGCUUCAGCGGCCUGGAAGACUGAUGAUGUGAUGACAUGAGGAACAAGUUUUUAGUGUCUUUGAAACAAGCGACUGAGUCCUCAGACUGAAUUGAGAUUAACACCAGUUUGAACUAAGUCUUAAAUCUCAUCCAGCCUUAAAGAGCCAGUGAGGGCUCCAGAGAGGAUCCCCGGGCACUGCUGAAACGGAGAGGGACAGCCAUUUAAUUUGAUUUAUUCGUUUUUGGUUUUGUUUUUUGUCUUUGUUUGGUGAUUGGUGGGAUGGCAGAUAUGGAAUUGGUUUCUUUUGGUUUGUGCAUAUAAGGAGAAACUGGAAUUAGUUUGUGUGUUUAGUUUAAAUAAAGGUAUUUGUUGCUUUCCUUA